This is a messenger RNA of Equus caballus (horse), 4164 nucleotides long. NCBI's taxonomy places the organism in Eukaryota, Metazoa, Chordata, Mammalia, Perissodactyla, Equidae. The record is from RefSeq and is a predicted model, not a curated record.
AUGUCCCAGCUGCUUGACAAGGUUGGACCAGCUUUCUGUGGAGUUAAGCAAACUAAGAAGCUGAAAUUUGAUGCUGAUCCAGUUGAAUUAUUUGAAAUUCCAGUAAAGGAAUUAACAUUUGACCAGCUCCAGUUGUUAAAGCUCGCUCAUGUGACUGCACUAAAAUCUAAAGAUCUGAAAGAAUCUGUGGUUGAGGAAGAAAAUUCUUUUUCUGAAAAUCAGCCAUUUCCUUCUCUUAAGAUGGUUUUAGAGUCUUUGCCAGAAGACGUAGGGUUUAACAUAGAAAUAAAAUGGAUCUGCCAACAGAGGGAUGGAAUGUGGGAUGGUAACUUAUCAACAUAUUUUGACAUGAAUCUGUUUUUGGAUAUAAUUUUAAAAACUGUCUUAGAAAAUUCUGGGAAGAGGAGAAUAGUGUUUUCUUCAUUUGAUGCAGAUAUUUGCACAAUGGUUCGGCAAAAGCAGAACAAAUAUCCCAUAUUAUUUUUGACUCAAGGAAAGUCUGAUAUUUAUCCUGAACUCAUGGACCUCAGGUCUCGGACAACCCCCAUUGCAAUGAGCUUUGCACAGUUUGAAAAUCUACUGGGGAUAAAUGCACAUACUGAAGACCUGCUCAGAAACCCGUCCUACAUUCAAGAGGCAAAAGCUAAGGGACUAGUCAUAUUCUGCUGGGGUGAUGAUACCAACGACCCUGAAAACAGAAAGAAAUUGAAGGAAUUUGGAGUUAAUGGUCUAAUUUAUGAUAGGAUAUAUGAUUGGAUGCCUGAACAGCCAAAUAUAUUCCAAGUGGAGCAGUUGGAACGCCUGAAGCAAGAAUUGCCAGAGCUUAAGAGCUGUUUGUGUCCCACUGUUAGCCGCUUUGUUCCCUCAUCUUUGUGUGGUGGGGAGCCUGACAUCCAUGUGGAUGCCAAUGGCAUCGAUAACGUGGGGAGUGCUUAGUUUUGAUUGGACAGAGGCCAUUGUGGGGCAUGUACCGCUGUUCUGGAUAUUCAGUUUUCAUCAGUGAAGCAUUGUUUUUCUAUGUCUUUUAGGUUUCUUGGUCCAAUGAAGCAAUAAUGAAGUAUUUUACUAUUUCACUACUGUUCUUGCUAGAAUUUCAAAAGUAUGCUAUUUAAAUCACUUGGCCAGGUAUAACUACCAGUCAUUCUCUUUACAAUGAGAAAAUUUAUUGGUUGGUAAAUAUUUUAAACUAAAUAUGUAAACGUAUAAUGUUAAACAAAUGUUCAUUAAAAGCAUAGCACUUUGAAAUUAACUAUAUAAAUAUCUCAUAUUUACACUUCUUACAGCUUUUCAUUUGAUCAGGCCUGAAAUAUUUAGUACUUGAGGAACGUGGCUGUGCAUAAUUAUACCUGACCAUGGAAGAAAUAAGUACCUCAAAUGCAUGCAUUUGCACUGGUGAUUCCAACUGCGCAAAUCUUUGUGCCAUCUGUGUAUAUAUGUGUUUUUUACAUGUGUUGACAUGCACAUAUACCAUUUUCAUUCAGUAUGAACCUUGAGGCUGCUGCCAUCUUCCCACUUAACCAAACCAAUGCCUGUGUAAACAGCCUGGGGGUGAUCCUUAAAAACUUGUUUCAUGCGUCUUUCAAAAGUUGUUUUGCAUAAAUGUUAAAAUUUCACAAUGCUGCAGGGUAAUCUAAUGUAUAAAAUAUUAGAAGUAUGUAUUGCAUACUUAGUAGAGUAGAUCAUAAUGUAUAAAUUCUAUUCAAUGCAUGCUUUAGGUUUCAAGCAUGAGAUUGUUCACGUUUACUGUAAGUCCUUGCAUCUGUGGUGCUAGGUGAGUGUGAGAAGAUGUCAAGGACUGAAGAUAUUUUGUUGCCUAAAAAAAAAACUCUGUUUGUAGGCAUUUUGAAUACGCUUAUUUUAAGUGUCUCUCACUACCUAUUACACACAGUUGCUUUGUGGGUUUGUUUUGUGUGUGUGUCUUGUACAGUAGUUAAAUCUCCAUGCAGAAAAAUAAAUGUCCUGAAUUCUCAUAUUGGUAUUCUUUAUUGGUUAAUGUAUAUCAUGCAUGUAAUUUAUUUAGGAAUGUAGAAGAUCCUACUAAGUGUAUAUGCAUGUUUUUAGGAUUAUACUAAUGUUUCCUUCAUCAGAAGCAGUUUGUUUUGGCAUAACUGUAAUUUAAGAAUGAAUGUUAAAUAAAAUACACAGAUUUAUUUUCUUCAUUAUAAAAUGUAAUUUUAAAAAGGUGUUACUUUUGUGGAAUUGGUUCUAUAAUAUUCUUAUGAGAAGUUGGAAUUUAGUACCUACCCUAAAGGGAUGGCUUGUUUGCGUCUCCAUUUUACUGCAUGUUCUUCACUAGGCAGUUUAUUCAUGUACUGACAUAUUUUGGUAGUAGCUGAGAACCUAAGACUUGGAAUUACGCAUUGUAUCUUUUUAUUUUUUAAGUCAAACAAUCCAGUUUGGGUCAGAUCUUAAUUGUGUGAGGAUAGGCUUUGAAAUCCUGUGGUACCAUGUUUGUAACACUGAUGUUUGAUGGAAAAUAGUUGGAAAUGGAGUCUUCUACAAGGGUUCUAUAUACUUUUCCCAUGUUGAAUGAGAUUUUCCAACUCUUUGGUGUGAAUUAGGCACUUUUAGAAAUCUUCUGAAAAAAUUAGUUUUCUUCAUCUGUAGACCUCUGUACAAUACAAGUACCAUUACCUCUGGUCACUUAAUUAGCCAUAUAUGCACAUUUCUAGGCCUCUUUGUUUGUUUUAUGCUUUUCCAGUUCCAGCCUCAUUUUGAAGACUCGCCAGAUGAUAAAGGGAAAGAAGAGAGGAUGAGGAAAGGAGGUGAUGGGGGGUGUGGAGUUUUCCUGAACAGUGUAAUUUGCUGAGAAGGACUUAGACUGCUCAUGACACAGACAGAACCUCAUUGCUCACUUUCUUUCCUGUCUCUUCCUGACCUUACAAGCCAGGGUUAGUGUUGAUUAAAACAUAACAGACAGUGGCUCCCCAUUUUUAUAGGACUAAGCCUGGGCUUCCAUGUCACUAGCUGUUGCCGUGUACACUCUGCGCCUGUGCUAGGCCCUGGCCACACCAUGCGCCUACACUCUCCCUGUGUGUAGCCGUGUGCCCUCGGCCUAGAAGCUUUGACCUCCCCGCAGAUGCUUUCUCCUUGCCAAACUCAUUUCUCCUUGAGCCCUUGACCUCUCUCCCCUGAGCCCUUGCUGAAACUCCUUCGGAAGGGAUGGCUCGAUCGUUUUUACUCCAUAGCCAUGUGUUCAUAUCUUGAUCACGCCGUGCGUCUUAGCACAUUCUGGGUGGGCACGGUUGAUGUUUGUCUCAUCUGCCAGGCUUCGGGCUCUUCAAGGGCGGGGACCUUGUCUUACUCAUUUUUAUUUCCACAGUGCGUGGAACAUAGUAGAAAAUAAAUGUUGGAAUUAUUGGGAUAAUAUAAUUUGUAUCAAAUGCCCUUUUGAAUUAAGAGAUUUAGAUAUGUUUACUAAGAAGGUAAACUUUGAAUUGGUUUACAUUUUGACAGUUGGGACAGUUUCUUGAUGUCAAUUUUAAAUGUAGAGGUAUAACGUUAAUUGUUUUAUAUUUUCUGGAAAUUGAGUGAAAUGUUUGAUAAAAUGCUGCCAUUGUUCUCUGGUAUUUUCUACUCUCUGGAAUUAUGUACUGUAACUGACUGAUGUAAAUGUGAGGAACAUACUCAUUCCUCUGUGGUAGUGCCUGAGGCCUCCACAGCCGCCCGUUUACCUCACUCCCAUUGCUCCAUGUGACCCUUCCCUUUCUUCUCCCCUCCAGACCCCACGCUCACGGCUACCUCAGUACCGCUUUCCUUGUCUGAAAUGCCUUCUCUGUCUUCCUUCAGUGUCCAGCUCAAGUGCCACCUCCUCCAUAAAACUGCCUCCGCUUUUGAUCAGUCACGAUGCAGACGGCCUCUAAAUCUCACUACUCCAUUUUGCAGCUGGGGUGAUAAACCCAGAGAAGUCCCCUGACUUACCAGGCCGGGAGUGGAACUGAGUUUUGUGACUCCUAAUCCUAUGUUCUUAAACUACUCUGCCUUCUGAAUUCUUAGGGCAUUUCUUAGCAUAUGCUUUCUUAGAGUCCAGCUUACUAUGUGCCUGUCCUAUUUCCCUAAUAAGAUUGUAAGCCCCUUAAGGGCAGGGACUUCUUUGCAUUCUACCACUCCUAUAGUAUUCUAUAUUUAGUUAUGAACUAGAUAAAUAAAUGGUGGUGGCAACAA